Molecule: messenger RNA, 3267 nt
Organism: Cotesia congregata
Lineage: Eukaryota; Metazoa; Arthropoda; Insecta; Hymenoptera; Braconidae
Source: the annotation of a GenBank genome assembly
AUGACAACAGAGGAAACUUCGUGGCGAACUCAGACUUUCCGUCAAAGUGUUGUUGCCAAAAUUGAAGAGGCUAUUCAGAAAAGUGGAAUGUCUCCUGCAAAAAAUAGCAUUGAAAUGGAGAAUCAUGUUUUCCAAAAAGCAAAAACAAAGGAAGAGUACUUGGCGUUUAUUGCCAGGUUGAUAUUACAUGUCAGAGAAAUGGAUACGCGAAAAAAUGCUGGAGUAGCUGCAGCAGGUGUGCAACCUGGAGCGCAAGGUAUGCCGGAUCCAAUCGGAGCACUGCAAACACUAGCUAGACAAGGAACUGGGAACAAUAACCAGGUGAUGGGUAUGGCCGUAGGACCGAAUCCUCAGAUGGUUCCACAGCAAGCUGCCAAUGCUGCCAGCAAUCUACUCCAAAGUUUGAACCAACGACCAGGAGGAGUUAAUCCUGGAGUGGGAAUGAGCAUGCAAAAUAUGCAGAACAAAAUGCCUGGAAUGGGAAUGAUGGGAGGCCAAGCUUCGAUGGGACAUAUAGGACAAAUGCAGAGCAUGCAAAAUGCCCAGAUGAUCAAUCAGAUGGGUCAGAUGUCUGGCGGGAUUAGUCAGCAGAUAAAUCAAAUGGGUCCCGGGCAAAUGGUCAAUCAAAUGGGACUUGGACCGAUGACUGUUGGACAAAUGCAGCAAAAUAUUCCUAAUCAAAUGCAAGGACAGAUGCAAGGACAGAUGACCAACCAAAUUGGCGGGCCGAUGAACACGGGAAUGCAAUCAGUACCGCAAGCGAUUAAUCAAAUGGGUGCUGCACAAAUGGUUCAACAAAUGGGACAUAUGCAAAGAAAGCCUGUCGAGAUGAUGAACGCUGGGUUCCCUGGUCCAAGGAACGUUACUCCGAAUCAGUUUCUGAGACAGAGUCCGUCGCCCUCAGCUCCUAGUCCUGCCAGUCUAGGAGCUCCAACGAGUAAUCAGAUGGUUGCUUCACCAGCGCUUGAAGAUCAGGCGUACAGAGAAAAAAUUAGACAGCUCAGUAAAUAUAUUGAUCCUUUGCGGAGGAUGAUCACUAAAAUGGGAAGCGAAGGCAAUAUUGAUAAGAUGAGUAAAAUGAAAAAAUUAUUAGAAAUUUUGUCGAACCCUACAAAAAGAGUUCCAUUGGAAACUAUAAUUAAAUGCGAGGUAGUGCUGGAAAAAAUGGACCUCAAACGGGGAGAAGGAAGUGUUGGACCGGUGGUGACUUCGAUGAAAGAACACCACAUUUUUACACCGCUACUGGAAGCUGUGAGUGCGAAUCUCCAGAGCCCGAUGGCGAAUCACACGCUCCAGCGAACCUUCGGGCCCUGCUUGGAAGCGCUUUUCGGCCCGGAAAUAAAGAACUUACCACCGCCGCUGAAGAAGCAAAAAGUCGAAGAGUCUGCUAGCGAGAUUCCGGACGUCCUCCAAGGCGAGAUCGCUCGCUUGGAUCAAAGAUUCAAGCAAUAUCGUCAGAAUAUUAUUUCCAGAAUAGAUGCGGCGUUGCAAAGCUCGGGGGUAUCUCCUAUAAGAAAUAGCGCUGAGAUGGAGAAUUAUGUCUUCCAGAAAGCUAAGACUAGAGAAGAGUAUCAUAAUUAUGUUGGGAAGGUUAUUUUAUUUGUAACAGAAAAUCAUAAAAAAAGUGCAGUAGCCAGAGCAGGAGGAGCAGCUGGUGGUCAAGAUCCAAUGGGAGCAUUGCAAACUCUAACAAGACAAGCAACAGGUAACAAUAAUCAAGUGAUGGUUCUCCAGAGCUUCAACCAGCGUCCAGGCGGUCCGGCGGUGGGAAUGAACAUGCAGAACAUGCAAAAUAAGAUGCCAGGAAUGGGAAUGAUGGGAGGUCAAGGUUCCCCGAUGGGAAACAUGGGACAAAUGCAGAACAUGCAGAACCAAAUGAACAUGCAGAACCAGAUGAACCAAAUGUCAGCAGGGAAUAUCAACCAGCAGAUGAACCAAAUGGGUCCUGGACCAGGUCAACAAAUGGGCCAAGUAAAUCAAGGUCAGGUUAAUAUGCAGCAGCAACAGCAACAGAUGAACCACAUGCGUCAGGAAAACAUGCAGCAGAUGAAUAUGAACCAGGCGCAAAUGGGACAGCAAAUGCAGGCCAACCAAAUGCAGCAAAAUGUCCAGCAACAAUUGCAAGCUCAAAGACAACCCCAGAUGGUGAAUCAGAUGGGAGGAGCUCCCGUGGCUGGAAAUAUGCAAGGUGGAUCCCAGAAUAUUAAUCAGAUGGCCGGCGGGCAAGUCACUGGCCAGAUUAAUCCUCAGCAACAGAUGCAGCAGAUCCAGCAGAUGAACCAGGCUCAGCAGAUGGGGCAUAUGCAGAGAAAGCCCGUCGAAAUGAUCAACGCUGGGUUUCCUGGACCGAGGAACGUUACGCCCAAUCAGUUUCUGAGGCAAAGAAUGGUACCAUCACCCAGUGCGUCUUUGAAUACUCCGUUGGGUGCUGGAGCUGGUUCCCCACAAGAUGAACAGGCGUACAGAGAAAAAGUUCGACAGCUCAGUCGAUACAUUGAUCCGUUGAGAAAAAUGAUUGCCAAAGCGGAAAGUGAUGGAAAUAAUGAUAAAACGAGCAGUAACAAGAUGACAACUUUGUUAGAUAUUUUAUGUAACCCCUCAAGGAGAGUUCCAUUAGAAACUCUACUAAAGUGUGAAACAGUCCUGAAAAAUAUGGACCUAAAGCGUGAAGCUGUUAGCAGUGUAGGUCCAGCUGUUCCACCGAUGAAAGAACACCACAUUUUUACACCGCUACUGGAAGCUGUGAGUGCGAAUCUCCAGAGCCCGAUGGCGAAUCACACGCUCCAGCGAACCUUCGGGCCCUGCUUGGAAGCGCUUUUCGGCCCGGAAAUAAAGAACUUACCACCGCCGCUGAAGAAGCAAAAAGUCGAAGAGUCUGCUAGCGAGAUUCCGGACGUCCUCCAAGGCGAGAUCGCUCGCUUGGAUCAAAGAUUCAAGGUGAGUCUGGAUCCAGCUCAGCAGAACGGCUCCAAGUGCAUCCAAUUGAUCUGCUGGCUCGACGACCGACAUCUUCCCUGUGUUCCUCCAGUCUCAGUGACCGUGCCCUCGGAUUACCCUCUGACGCCUCCUCGUUGCGUGAUGGCUCCUCACGAGUACACCACCGCGUUCCUCAGCGCCGUCCAGAAAGCUCUCACUGCCAGAACUACUAAGUUACCGCGAUGUUUCUCCGUCUCGCAGCUUCUUGACACCUGGGAGAUGAGCGUCAGACAAGCCAGCGCUCCCACUCAGACUCCAGUUUCUUCUGCUACCGUUCUUAUGGGCUUAUAA